AUGUCCUGCCAGUUAGCAGGAGGUGUGGAUGACACAAGAACACUAUGGGAUUUUUGUGCACAGGCCAAAGAUUCGACAUCCCCCAUUCCAAAGACACGCUUCAACGCUGGCAACUUCUAUCAUCCGGAUAAGUCCAAGAAAGGCCACUUCAACGUCGAAGGUGGCUCUUUCUUGGAACGCGAUGUUGGGCUGUUUGAUGCACCCUUCUUCAAUCUCAGUGAGGCCGAGACUAAGUCGAUGGACCCUCAGCAUCGACUUCUCCUUGAAAGCGCGUUUUUGGCCUUCGAAAAUGCCGGGAUAGACAUCAAUUCCAUUGCAGGCCGUGCUGACGUGGGAGUUUUUGCUGCCGGUUCUCAAUGUGACUAUCAAGAUCGUCUCAAGCUCGAUCCAUACACCAGCUCUCUAUACACGGCAACUGGUAUCGCAGCUACCAUGUUCGCUAACCGAAUUUCCUAUUUCUUCAACGUCCGGGGCCCCAGUAUCACUAUUGACACAGCUUGCUCCUCCGGUCUGACAGCAUUACACAAUGCCGUUGAGAGCAUUCGAAGCGGCCAGUGUAGCUGUGCCGUGGUUGGAGGAAGCUUCUUGCAGCUCUCGCCGCAUUUCUUAAGCUUUAUGUGCAAUCUAGGCACGCUCAGUAAAGAAGGCAAAAGUUUUCCUUUUGACCAUAGAGCAAAUGGGUACGGACGUGGAGAAUGUGCAGUAUGUCUUGUCCUGAAAGCAGCCGCGGAUGCCAUCUCUGCCAACGACUGUGUUCGCGCUCUGGUACGCAAUACCGGUAUCAACCACGCUGGUCGCUCGCAAGGCAUCACAUUUCCAAACGGUCAAGCUCAGUCGGAAUUAAUCGCUCGUGUUUACGGCUUUGUCGGAUUGGAUCCACGAGAGACGGUAUAUGUAGAAUGCCACGGCACAGGCACAGAACGCGGUGAUCCUAUCGAAGCUGAAUCAAUUGCAGCCGCCUUCGAUGGUGUUGCAAGAGGCUUGGACAAUCCCAUUUAUUUGGGCAGCGUGAAGUCCAAUUUCGGCCACUUGGAGACUGUGAGCGGACUUGUGUCCGUAGUAAAGUGUGUCUUGAUGCUCGAGCGAAAGAUGAUUCUGCCAAAUGCAAAUUUUGAGAAUAGCAACCCUUUGGUCAACCUCGAAAAGCUCAACCUUAGGGUACCCACUGAAUGCAUACCUUGGCCAAGCGGUACAAUAAGGAGAGCAUCUGUCAACAAUUUUGGAUUCGGUGGUUCCAAUGCCCAUGCUAUCCUCGAACAAGCUUCGGAUUCUCAUACAAAACCUUCCGCCGAAGACGUGAUGGUCGUAUGUAUGGUUCCUAAUGGAAAAGAAGAACCGACGCAUAGACUUUUCACUGUUUCUGCCAAAGACGAAAAGUCCCUAAAGUCAUAUCUCCAGUCUUUGGUAAGGUACGUGGAGAGAGUACCAAAGGACAGUCAGACUUUUCUUGCCGAUCUGAGCUAUACUCUUUGUUGUCGACGAACACCUUUUCAGUGGCGUUUGGCCACGUACGCAUCAACACAGGCCCAGUUAGUUGAGAGGCUAACGAGAUCUAUUCCGAUCGGGCGAGCAAAUCUAUCGCAAAGACUGUGCUUUGUCUUCACCGGACAGGGUGCGCAAUGGCCUAGGAUGGGUAUUUCAUUGAUGCGAUAUCCAACUUAUGCGAAGACGAUAAAGGAGGCUGGCAGAAUCCUGAAGGAUCUGGGAGCCAACUGGUCUCUUGUGGAUGAGCUCUCGAAGUCUCCUGACUCAUCUUUGAUGGGAGAGGCGAUUGUCAGCCAGCCGGCGACAACUGCUUUGCAAAUAGCAUUGAUUUCUCUUUUUGCAAGUUGGGGUGUGGCCCCGGUGGCAGUAUGUGGGCACUCAAGUGGAGAGAUCGCAGCUGCUUAUGCGGCCGGCUUGCUUAACCUCCAAUCUGCCAUGUCUAUCGCCUAUCAUCGUGGAAGACUGUGUGCACAGCUCCACAAAUUAAAGUCAUUCAUUCCUGGUGCCAUGAUGGCUGUGGGAGCAGGACCGCACUUCGUUGAUCCUUUGAUCGGAAGUUUGCGUGAUGGCCUGGCAACGAUUGCGUGUUACAACAGUCCAAGUAGCGUGACUGUCUCUGGAGAUCGUUCAGCAUUGCUGGAACUCAAUGAGAAACUGGACAAAACCGGCACAUUUAAUCGCAUGCUCCAAGUCGACGUCGCUUAUCACUCGGAGCAGAUGACCUGGAUUGCCAAGCAAUAUCUCCAUGAGAUUACUCCUGCACUUACCAGUAACGCUUCUAAGGACGCAACAGCCACUUUUUUCUCGAGCAUCACUGGCGACAGUCUGGCAUCGCACGUGGUACGAUCGCCAUGGUAUUGGGCCACCAAUCUCGUAUGCCCUGUCCAAUUUGCCAAAGCUGUACCCGCCAUGAUUGCGGCUCAAGCCUCUUCUCACCCAAGGCAUUCUAUAUCUCUGCUCGAGGUUGGGCCUCACAGCGCGCUUCAAGGCCCAGUGAGAGAGCUGCUGCAGCACCACAGUUCGAAGGCAACCGGGAACUCUCCAGAAUAUUUCCCUAGCCUCAAAAGAGCUGAAGAUGGUUGCCAAAGUGUCCUAGGACUCGUAGCGUCGUUAGUUGCUCGGGGUUUCAUACUCAAGACAGACGCUAUCCACGGAGAGACGGCAGGAGAAUCUUCAGCUACGCUACUGACUGACCUUCCCCUUUAUUCAUUCAACAGGGCAAGAAGCUACUGGCAGGACUCAAGGUUAGCUAGUAGUUUUGAGCAGGAUGGUUCUCCAUGGCAUGUCCUUCUUGGCCACAAGAAUACCAGCACUGUUGGGAAAUCUCUGGAGUUUCGCAACGUGUUCUCUUUGGAUGACAUUCCUUGGCUGAGAGACCAUCGAGUAGAUGGUAACGUCGUCUCUCCAAUGGCUGGGUACUUAUCUAUGGCUAUUGAGGCGCUGCUAAUUUCGACAUCAAAAUUGCAAUCACAAGCAAUCGAUGGAUACUGUGUCAAGGAGAUGGCCAUUGGAAAGGCGUUCAUUCUUUCUGAUGGAGAACAAAAUGAGCUUUUCACUGUUCUCGAUUCUCAGGUCCUUGGCACUCGCGGAGAUAUACCCAGCAGAUGGCACGACUUCCGGAUUCUUUCCUGGACCAAAGAAAGCUCCUACAUGGAGCAUUGUAGAGGCUCAGUUUGUCUUAUGAUGGGAAAUAUCGCUGACUCAAUCAGUGAGCAGUGGACCACUUCAACCAAACUCCAGCGUGUCGAGCAGUUGAGAUCACGUGUAGGAGGGGCGAGUCCUCGAGAGGUUGAUGCCAAUCUGUGCUACGAGCGCGUAGCUCAAAAAGGCAUCUCAUAUGGACCAGCAUUUCGUCAGUUAACUGGGUUACGAACAGGGGAUGAUUGCGCCGUAGGUACCGUCACAAGUGUUGAAACCCGACCACUAAUGCCCACGGGGUUCGAGACGCCACUCAAAGUUCACCCAGCAACUUUGGAUGCGUGUCUGCACAUAGGCCUGUUCAGCAUGGGUGGGAACAAUGGUGACCCUGACCAGAUACGCCCGCGUGUAACGACAUUCUUGCGUGAGGCGUUCAUUUCUAAUCACAUGCCACAAGAUCAUCGCAGCUGUUUUCAUGUUUACUUCCAUGACCGACAGACUGAGUCAAUGUCACGAUCCACCACAGGAAGUUUAACCAUCUUUUCUGGAGACGAGAAGAUGCCCGCUAUUGAACUUCGAGAUUUACAUUUCUUCGAGAUUUCAGAAGAAAGCGCUCCGGAGCCACAUGCAGAUGUUUUGGAUCCUCUCAAAUUCGAUUGGCGAGACCAUACAGCCUUCAUAAAUUCUAGCUCUCUCGAUGACGUGGAGUAUCCUGGUGUCCCACUGGCUGAACAAGAUGCAGAGAUCAUGGCACUUGAGCAGCAGGCGUACUAUCUUAUGAAACGUGCAAUGUCCGCCUGUGGCACAGAGAUAGGCUCUAGCCGCCAUCUUUCCUUACUUCGUAAAUGGAUGGAGGCCGUGAUAGCGCAUGUUGAGUCUCCUGAUGCAAGCACCAGAGAACAGGAGUGGACUUUGCUCAAUGAGUCUAAGAGGACAGAUUUUAUCGAAGCUGUGAGUUCCCGGACUAUAACAGGUAAGUGGAACCGCGAUGUUGGCAAGAACUUAUACUCUAUUAUCACGGGGCAAGUUUAUCCCAUGAGCAUACUUCUGGCGGAGAAUAGUCUCUGGCGCAUUUACGAGGAGUCAUUCAUCUUCGGCCGCAGUGGGCACCAGCUGGCCGAACUCGUGAGCCUCGUUGCCCGUCAGAACCCAACCAUGCGGGUGCUCGAGGUUGGCGCAGGCACUGGUGGGUAUACAAGUAAAGUGUUAUCGGCGCUGAGUUCUACACCAUUGCCCGGUGUUCAAUGCGAGGUGUACGACUAUACCGAUGUGUCAACAGGCUUCUUCGAGUUUGCAGCCACAAAACUGGAGCGCUGGCAAAGAGUGUUGAAAUUUAGAAAGCUUGACAUCUCCAGAUAUCCGGCUGAGCAGGGAUUCGCGCUUGGAUCCUACGACCUCGUGAUUGCAGCCGAUGUAAUUCACGCAACACCGGACCUGGAGCAGAGUCUCGCCCAUGUACGUCAAUUGUUGAAAGCUGAUGGCAUCUUUGCCAUGGUCGAGCUGAGCCGAUUCAACAAUUCUUUAUUUCCAUUUGCGACAUUGCCUGGAUGGUGGGAGCGUGAGGCAGGUGCCGUGGUGCCAGAAUGCGAGUGGCAUGAGCUCUUGCUUCACGCCGGUUUUACUGGCGUAGAAGCCGCCAUCAAAGAUUUCCCCACGUUGAACUUUCAUAAGGUAUAUCAUACAAAGGUCCGAGGCCCACCACCUCAGCCGUUUCCGAGAACCGUCACUCUAAUAAAUAACGAUGAGGACUUGUCAGUUGACUCCUUGCGGGCAGAUGUUGGCACGGUCCUACGCCGAGGUCUGGGCCUGAACGUAGAACAUUCGUCCUUGGCCGCUGGCAGGAGCAGCAACGGCGUAUUGGUGAUCCUCGAUGACUCUGAACAUCCCUUGUUAACAAAUUUGGACCGUGCCAGGUUCCAGUCUCUUAAAAAGCUGUUGGAUAAAGCCAAUGCUGUGUUUUGGGUCUGCCGCGCGCCGCAUGCUGGCGCUGAUCAAGAGCCACAUCUCGGAUUUGUGUCAGGCUUCCUUAAAACUUUACGCCUCGAAAAUGUUGGUGUGAAGUUCGCUCUGAUUCAUUUGGAUGCUUCACGGCACGAAAAGUCGGCUGCGAAUGUCGGCAGAGUCUUCAAACAUUCAUUUCUCAUGAAUGUCAGCGAUGGGGAGACGGAUCUCGAGUUUCGAGAAGAACGUGGCCGGAUCCAAGUUCCUAGACUUAUUCCCGACAAGAGCAUCUAUGACUCCGUGGAUCGUGAGAGUAACAAAACACGGCUUGAGGAGCAGGCCUUGUGGCAGGAAGGACGAUCUUUGGAAGUUGCAAUGAGCACAGUUGGUUUGCUCAGUACUCUACAUUUCCAGGACUCCAAUGCUGUUGCGCAGGAGCCGGCGGACAACGAGGUCAUCAUCGAGAUCAAAGCCACAGGUAUGAAUUUCAAAGAUGUGUUGAUCGCCUUAGGUACUCUGCCGUGGCAAGGAUUGGGCCGAGAAUGCAGCGGCGUAAUCGUUGCUGCCGGAAAAGAGGCCCAAGUUCGCUUUCAGAAAGGCGACGCAGUGGUACACUGGGGCGGGUCGCUCUUUGCAACGCACGUCCGCUGCAAGACGUCAAGUAUCGUGAGGAUGCCGGAAACCCUCAGCUUCGAGGAAGCCGCGUCUAUUCCUAUUGUGUUUGCCACCGCGUACGAGUCCUUGGUCAACUCGGCCCGUCUGAGGAAGAAUGAGACAGUGCUUAUUCAUGCUGCAGCUGGCGGAGUAAGACAGGCUGCCAUUAUGAUCGCUCAAUGGCUUGGAGCUGAGGUGUUUUGCACUGUCGGAGCACCUGAAGAGAAGGAUCACAUUACGCACUUGUACAACAUACCUGAGACGCACAUCUUUUCGAGUCGUUCGGCAACGUUCGCGGGUGCGCUGCUGGCAGCAACCCAAAUGAAGGGUGUUGAUGUUAUCCUCAACUCGCUCUCAGGUGACUUACUACGCAGCAGCUGGGGAUGUCUUGCCCCAUUCGGCAGAUUCAUAGACAUUGGUAAAAGGGACGCUGUUGCAAACGCCAGCCUUGAGAUGGCACCCUUUGACAAAGGCGUUACUUAUAGCGCCAUUGACCUCUCUCUUUACAUCGACAGACGAGAGACCGAACUCUGUCAACUCAUGGGACGCGUCAUGAACCUCGUAGGUACCAUGGCAGUCCGCCCGGCGCAACCAAUCCAAUGUUUGUCAAUUGCCGACCUAGAGACCGGCCUGCGCACUAUGCAAGCAGGCAAGCAUAUGGGAAAAAUCGUUGUCACCAGUAACCGCGAAGCUCGCGUCGAGGCACGAUGCAAACCAUCUUACCACACAGGCCUCUACCCUGAUUGUUCUUAUUUAAUUAGCGGUGGCGUCGGCGGUCUGGGAAAAAGUCUUGUUGACCUUUUCCUUCGCAACGGAGCCAAGCAUAUCAUUCUCGCUUCAAGAAGUGCAAGUGAAAAGGCGUCACAAGGUGCGGUGGAUGAGCUCCUCAAGGGUGCCGCUACAAAAGAUGCGAGAAUACUGCCGGUCAAGUGCGACGUGGGUUCCACAGUCGAUGUGCAGAACAUGAUUGCAACAGCAGCACAGCAAGGCAUGCCCCCUGUGCGAGGUGUCGUGCACGGUGCGAUGGUGUUAAAGGAUGCACUUUUUGAGACCUCUACCUUCGACGAGUGGGAGGCAGUCCUGAGGCCCAAGGUAAAGGGAGCCAUAAAUUUACACACGGUUCUUGAUGGCAACCCAUUAGAUUUCUUUAUUUGUCUAUCGUCGCUGGUGGGUGCCCUGGGGAACGCUGGUCAGGCUUCAUAUGCUGGCAGCAACACUUUCCUUGAUGCUUUCUCGGUGCAAGACGUUGGUUAUAUUGCGGAAUCAGUAGCUCGCGGAGUUACCUCCUUUGAUGAUGAUAUCUAUGGAUUUUUGAUCACUGGAGCGGACUUACAGUUUCUGGUCAAGGCCAUUGUACACGGUGGCCUGAUGGACUUCAAGCAGAACGGUAACCAGGUGCUUGUGGGGCCGUUAAGACGACCUGAGGUCGGAAAUCAUCCUCGAAUGCGACAUGCCUUCUUCACUUCAGUCCGACAUUCAGUGACGGCUCAAAGGCCGAACCAGAACCUGGGCGUGGCUACCAAUGCUAGCUCGAGGACAGGUUUUCGGACCGAGAUUUUAGUCGACAAGGAAGUUUUGAAGCAUGCAGUUGAUAUCGAAGAAGCUUCCAAGAUCGUAUUUGAAUCGCUUGCUCAGAAGCUGGCCAAGGAAAUGGCGAUUUCGCCGGACGACAUUGCCCUUGAGACUUCGCUUACAGAACUCGGCCUGGAUUCUUCGAUUACGGUUAGGAUUCGAAAUUGGAUAGCGACAGAGCUCAAGGCGAAUAUGCCUGUGAUGGAAAUCAUUGGGGGCGGGUCGAUCAACGAUCUGGUUGCCAAGAUAAUGCAAAGAUCAACCUUACUCGUGAAGUUCACGGACAAGGCACAGAUGGAGGGCUCGGAGUAG
This is a messenger RNA of Endocarpon pusillum Z07020, 7602 nucleotides long. RefSeq lists its product as uncharacterized. Gene Ontology annotation, molecular function: 3-oxoacyl-[acyl-carrier-protein] synthase activity; oxidoreductase activity; phosphopantetheine binding. The record is from RefSeq and is a predicted model, not a curated record. NCBI's taxonomy places the organism in Eukaryota, Fungi, Ascomycota, Eurotiomycetes, Verrucariales, Verrucariaceae. Gene Ontology annotation, biological process: fatty acid biosynthetic process; secondary metabolite biosynthetic process. The transcript is spliced from 7 exons. Bases 1 to 7602 code for a protein of 2533 amino acids.